This is a messenger RNA of Paramuricea clavata, 363 nucleotides long. NCBI's taxonomy places the organism in Eukaryota, Metazoa, Cnidaria, Anthozoa, Malacalcyonacea, Plexauridae. The record is from the annotation of a GenBank genome assembly.
UUAGACACCUGGCUUGACGAUUACUUACAAAAAGAUAUAAUUGAGCCUGUAUCUGAUGAGAGCACUGACUGGGUGAGUGGACUAGUUCUUGCACCAAAACCCAGAAACCCCAAUGAAGUAAGAGUAUGCGGCGAUUACCGCCAAGCAAACACAGCUAUAAAAAGAGAAAAACACCCAAUUCCUACAGUUGACGAACUGAUGGAAAGUAUGAAUGGGGCAAUUAAAUACAGUAAGAUUGAUUUGAAGGCUGGGUAUCACCAAAUUCCCCUUGAGAAGAGUUCCAGGUCCAUUACUACAUUUAUUACGCAUCGUGGAUUGUUUCGCUAUAAACGAUUACCUUUCGGUAUCAACUCGGCCAGCGAG